Aethina tumida (small hive beetle) is the source of this 447-nucleotide messenger RNA. RefSeq names its product Golgi-associated plant pathogenesis-related protein 1-like. Lineage: Eukaryota; Metazoa; Arthropoda; Insecta; Coleoptera; Nitidulidae. Gene Ontology annotation, cellular component: extracellular region. The record is from RefSeq and is a predicted model, not a curated record. Bases 1 to 447 code for a protein of 148 amino acids. The transcript has a single exon.
AUGUCCGAAUUAGAAAAUUGUUUCAAAGCUCAUAACGAUUACCGAGCUAAACAUGGAGGUCCACCCUUGAAGUCAGUGCUCUCAGUCAACAAUGGGCUGAACAUUUGGCCCGGAACAACAUUAUCCAACAUAGUCGGAGAAGUGGAUAUAGAGAAAAUUUAUAUUACUCCCAACUCAAAUCCAAAUUGUAUACUGAAGGGCCAUGAAGCAGUGGACACUUGGUAUGAUGAGAUAAAUCGCUACAAUUUCAAUAGAUAUGGGUUUUCUAAGAAUACCGGACAUUUCACUCAAGUUGUAUGGAGAGGUAGUCAAGAACUUGGAGUUGGUAUCGCGAGAGCUGGUAAUAAAACAUAUGUUUGCAAUUAUUACCCUCCUGGUAACUAUCGAGGACAAUUCCAAGAAAACGUACUUCCUGCUGAUACUUCUGCACAACCGACAAAUAUUUAA